Molecule: messenger RNA, 1233 nt
Organism: Durusdinium trenchii
Lineage: Eukaryota; Dinophyceae; Suessiales; Symbiodiniaceae
Source: the annotation of a GenBank genome assembly
AUGCUGCGAGAACCAGCAGGCUUCAAACGAAGCCCGCUGCUACAGGAUCCAAGGGCGCGCUUCUUUGUGAUCACUAGCAAUGUGGGUGAGAACGUGGUGAAGUCCGUUGAAAACAACGUUUGGGCGACCCAACGGCGGAAUGAGCAGAUGCUGGCGGAUGCCUUCCGGACCACCAGAGUGGUGAUCUUGAUUUUCUCUGUCAGCAAGAGCGGUGCCUUUCAAGGCUACGCUCGAAUGCGGAGUCUGCCGGGUCAGUCCAAGUGCAAGUCAGACCCCUUCGGUGGCUUUGGACGCUUGUUCGAUGUUGAAUGGCUACGAUUGCAGGACGUGGUCAUGCCGGAGGUGAGCUACCUCCGCAAUCCCUUGGACGAGGGGCGACAGGUCACUGCAGCCAGAGAUGGACAAGAACUGUCUUAUCAGGUUGGCGCCGAACUCUGCACCCACUUCGAUGUCCGAGUCUACUUGGAGGACCCCAAGAACUACGAGCCUUGCAUGGAUGAGCUGUUACCAGCAAGUGUCCCGCGUGAUGCGUUUGCACCACAUGGUGGACAUUUUGCUCCAGCGCCUAUCCCUGGCCCUCCUCCGGCAGUAGCGCCGCCUUGGAUGGCUCCCUACGGAUCCAGUUCGCCCUUCGAACCUUCUGCUGCCUGGUUUGCACCUUCGACCGCGGCACCAACGGCGCCCCCAGGUGCUUGGGUGGGCUCCACCAGUGGAGAGAGGCAGAGCCGCAGUCGCUCGGGCCCAAGCCCGGUGCCAGUGCCGGUGCCUGCGGCGGCAGUUCCCGCGGUGAGGGAGCGGACUCGAAGGCGGAGUCGGCAGGACACACCUGACUUCACCAAGAUGACGUUCCAAGAGUAUGUGGAAUGGUGGAAGAAGACCCAUCCGAACAUGCCGGUGAAUGGAGUCCCAGCUGCAGCAGUUCCAGUGGUUCCAGCCACUGCUCCUUCUGAGCAGACAUCCGCCUUGGCAGAAGCGCCGACUGUGGCUGCGCCGACGGGGACUGCGAAGGCCGACAACGGAGAAAAAGCGGCUGCAGUCCCACGCCCCGCCGCGGCCAAUGGCGCAGCAGGAGCUGAAUCUUCGAAGAAGAAGCGGAAAGAGAAGGAUGAAGCCAAAGGUGAUAAAAAGUCGAAGAAGCGAAAGAAGGAAAGUGCAGCUGCAACGACGCCAGCAGAGGCCCGCAGAGAAUGCAAUGAGCCGGCAGAAUGCUGGAGAAACUCUAGGAUGAACUGA